Molecule: messenger RNA, 1157 nt
Organism: Cajanus cajan (pigeon pea)
Lineage: Eukaryota; Viridiplantae; Streptophyta; Magnoliopsida; Fabales; Fabaceae
Product: rho GDP-dissociation inhibitor 1
Biological process (GO): Rho protein signal transduction
Cellular component (GO): cytoplasm; cytosol; membrane
Molecular function (GO): protein binding; Rho GDP-dissociation inhibitor activity
Source: RefSeq, a predicted model, not a curated record
AUGGAUACAUCUCAAAGUCACAACUAGUGAAUUUAAAUUCCAUUGGUAUCUAUCCUCCCUGGUUUAGCAAAGAAAGUUCUAAACUUGGCACAAGUUACCAACCAACUAAGAACAAGUGGAAUUUCCUUGGUGUCUUUUUCCUUCAGGGUUCACACACAUUCUCUUCUUAGGAGGGUUCUGAUUCCGAGGUUGGAAAUGUCUGCAGCAGUGUCCUCCACAACUCCUCAUUUAGAGGAAGAGCUCAAAAACAAAGUAACAGACAACAACAACGUUGGUGGAGAGCCAGACCAAGAGCAGGUUCCUUACAGUGAUGGUGCCAACUCUGAUGUUGCUGAAGAAACUGAGCCUGAGGAAGAUGAUGAAUCCAAGUUGGAAUCUGACAGAGAACUUGAUCUUGGCCCUCAGGUCACCCUCAAGGAACAGCUUGAGAAAGAUAAGGAUGAUGAGAGUUUGAGAAAAUGGAAGGAGCAACUUCUGGGAAAAGUUGAUAUGUCUGUGGUUGGACUUGGAGAAAGUAAAGACCCUGAAGUGAAGAUAUUGAGCCUCACUAUUACAAGCCCAGACAGGCCUGACCUCAUCCUCCCAAUUCCAUUCACUAAUGAUCCUAAGAAAAGUCUCUUCAUCCUUAAGGAAGGAAGCAAAUGCCGCACGAAAUUCACUUUCACUGUCUCCAGCAACAUCGUUUCUGGUCUCAAAUAUACAAAUCUUGUUUGGAAAACCGGCGUUAGAGUGGGCAGCAGAAAGAAGAUGUUUGGAACUUUUAGUCCUCAGCAGGCACCAUAUACGUAUGAAUUGGAAGAAGAAACUAUCCCUUGUGGCAUGUUUGCAAGGGGAACCUAUGCUGCAAGAACCAAGUUUGUAGAUGACGAUCGAAAAUGCUACUUAGAUGUCAAUUACUACUUCGAAAUUCAGAAGAAUUGGGCAACACCUCAAUGAGAUAGAAACUAGAAGGAAAAUUUUCUUCCUCCGGCAUCUUGUGUUUAUCUGUUGUUUCAAAUUGGAUCUCAACUUAUUUAUCAAAUCCAUUUAGCAAAAUUGUGCACAUGCAUGCUACAUGCUAGUGUCAACCCCUACCCUUUUUCCCCCUACUUUUCUGUUAUUUUUCCUUUUGAUGUGAAAAAUAAAAAAUAUAUAUCACUCUAAUUUUUACUGUGUCA